Molecule: messenger RNA, 951 nt
Organism: Spodoptera litura
Lineage: Eukaryota; Metazoa; Arthropoda; Insecta; Lepidoptera; Noctuidae
Source: RefSeq, a predicted model, not a curated record
GCCUCACUCGCCGUGAGCCGCGGCACGUCUGCGCACGCGCCGAAGAAAGUCCCACACCGGAACACUCAUGGCUUUCUAUCAACCGAGGCAUUUCGAAUGGAAUUUAUAAAGUUCAUUUGAAUUUGAGAACAGAUCAAAAACAGUGCUAUCGUUGUUUGACGUUCUUUUUCUGAAAUAAAAUAACGUAUUUAUCUGUCAAAUUUUACGAAUAUAAGUGACAAAUGCAGUGACGAAAGUGAAUUUUUAGUGUGGAAUGCGAAUUAUCAGUUGUUUUUAAAUAGUGGUGACUUUGUUUUGUUAUCAUUAGUGGAUUAAUUCGUUUAAUUUGGAUGCUGUUAUAAUAUUCCAGUCAAAAUGGAUUCAAGAAAUCACGCGAGAGCGCGAGCGCGCGUUACAUCAUGGGCCAGGAACAGUCGUACGCGCACGCUAGCGGCACGCAAGUGAGACGGUACAAGGACAAGUACGACGAGCCCUUGCACUACCGGAGCUCGCCCGUCGACUACCGCGCCAACGACUACGAUAAGGACUACAAGCGACACAAAGCUAGGAGAAGCGCCGACAGCUUCAAGAGCGACAACUCGUCAACAGAGAGCAGCGGCUACAGGAGCGGCUCCAGCGCUUGCGAAUACCGCUCCGACAGAUCCUCCAAAAGUGAUUACUACUGCACGUCCUUGUACAAGAACGAACACUACAAAGACGUCAACAAAGAACUCUACAAACCCGUCAAGCUCCACAAAGAGAAGCGAUACAACACGCUACAACUCUUCGACACUGACAAAGACGAACUGAAGAGUGCACGACUCAAAAGCUACCUGAGUGAAACAGAGAAGGCUAAAGCGACUACCACGAAGAAGCCAGGCAUUAGAAAUUACACGCCUAAGAUUCUUUCAGAAGACGAGCAAAGAAAGAAGAGCCAGCAUUGGAUUUAAGAGAGCUAAGACUAGUAGGCUA